CCAGAGCCGUGUGCUGAGACUCUCUUCUCUCCUGCAGCGACAGAAGCCUGUUUACCAUGGGAAGGAUUGGCAAGGAGGUGACGGGUCAGGUCAUAAGCUUCAUAGGCUUUAUUGGGGUGGCGGUGACCACUGGGAUCCCCAUGUGGAGAGUGACCUCUUUCGUAGGAGCCAACAUUGUCACGGGCCAAGUCAUUUGGGACGGCCUAUGGAUGAACUGUGUGAUGCAGAGCACCGGGCAGAUGCAGUGCAACCUGAACGAGUCUCUUCAGAGUCUGGCCAGGGACUUGCAAGCCUCCCGAGCCCUGGUCAUCAUCUCCCUCAUCUUCGGCUUCAUCGGCUUCUCGAUCACCUUCAUCGGUGCCAAGUGCACCAGCUCCCUAAAAAAGGAUUCCUCAAAGGCCAAGGUAGUUAUCAUAGGCGGCUGUCUCAUAAUGGUGUCCGCCCUGCUAGUCGUGAUCCCCGUCAGCUGGUCUGCAGCCAUCACCAUCACGGACUUCCAGAACCCCUUGACCAUUGGGUCACAAAAGAGGGAACUCGGAGCCGCCAUCUACAUCGGCUGGGCCGCUGGUGCGCUUCUUCUUAUCGGCGGGAUCAUCUUGACCACGUCCUGCCCUCCUCAAAAGGACGUGUAUCGAUACCCAGGGUAUGCGCCAGCACCAAUGUACCCAUACGGGGGCCCAGGGGGAAACCAGCCAGUGUAUGGACCCGUAUAUGCGGCUGCAUCCAGCCAACCGUACACAGGUACUGGGACAUACCUGCCUAGCAAACCAUAUGCAGCACCAAACGGAUACCCUGCUAGACAAUACCUCUAAAGCCAAACUGGACAGAUGGAGGAUAGAUGCUGAGAUUUCAGCUAAUUUUUGUGCCAUUUGAAAGUAGAAUAACAUGAAAUGAACCAUUUUAAUUUUAGAAGACGGUAAAUAUUCCAAUGCAUUUUUUGAAUGAAUCCCCUCAAGCAAGUCCUGUAGAUUUUGGGAUUAUAUCAAUUUGUCAUGAUUUAUUUGUUUGUUUUGGAUUGAUUCUGUUCUCUAAAAGUAGAUCUUUACGAAGUCUUGAUGUCAAAGAGACAUGGUUGUGUACACAAGAGUUGUAUUGCUUUUUAAUGUUUCCAGGAAGUUACUGUCCAUUUAUUUAUUUUCUUGUACUAUACUGCAGAUUUUGUAAAUAGUGAUGGUUUGUGAUGUUGGUUGUCUGUAAAUGCAUCUUUGCAAAUCUUUGCAAUGCAAGAUUUUCAAUAAAAUAUUUGUUGUA
Molecule: messenger RNA, 1251 nt
Organism: Pungitius pungitius (ninespine stickleback)
Lineage: Eukaryota; Metazoa; Chordata; Actinopteri; Perciformes; Gasterosteidae
Gene: cldnf
Product: claudin f
Exons: 1
Coding region: 57-812 (251 amino acids)
Biological process (GO): bicellular tight junction assembly; cell adhesion
Cellular component (GO): plasma membrane; bicellular tight junction
Molecular function (GO): structural molecule activity
Source: RefSeq, a predicted model, not a curated record